AUGCCAUCUACCUCAGGGGUCCCCCAGCCUGUGGCCUAUUACUGGGCUGUGCCCAUUUGGAACUGGGCCAUGCAAGUGGCAGAAGAAGCGGCCCUGGGGGCUCCCGGGGGCAGAGAAGCGGGCGGACUGCGCUGCGUGUGCUACGGCCUCAGGAGCUUCUGCUCGUGCGGGAAGGCACGACUGCAGCUGGCCUUCCUCCUCCUGCUGCUGGAGGGGCUGGGGGUCGCCCCGGAGAGCUGCUUCGUCUUCGACCCCGUCUUUUCCACCCUGGAGACUGGGCUGCUGGGCGGCCUCAGCCUCACCGUGCUGCAGUGGAACGAGGAGGGGAAACGGAGCAUCGAGGGCCCCACCCACUUCUACAUGAUCCACUGUGGGAAGGUGCGGUACAACAACCUGCUGUGGAGCAACUGGUUCGCGGAGGCCCUGCCCCAGAUGGUGGUCGUGGGGAACAGCUUCCGGGGCUUCGAAGAGAGGCUGCUGGCCAAAGUCUUCUGGGAGAAUUGUAGCUACAUUGCCAAGGUGUUGGAGGCAACCCAGGAGGAAGCCCUUCCGCCCCACCUGCAACACCCCGAUGUCUUCAACGACACGUCUCUCCACUGCUUUCCUCUGCAGAAACUGAGGGGCCUCCCCCAGGACUGCUGGGCCUGCUGGACAGAGCCCCGUUACUCAGAAGACGCUCAGCUGGAGAUCAUCAGAAACAAACCCCAUCUCAUAAAUGAUAAUAAUGCCUGUGUGAUGCCAACAUACCUUUUUGUUUCUCAGUAUAAUGGCAUGUGUAUGCAAGGACCUAUUGGUCUUCCUGGAAGGGAUGGAAACCCUGGAGUCAACGGAAUACCUGGAACUCCAGGUAUCCCGGGCAGAGAUGGGCUUAAAGGAGAAAAAGGAGAAUGCAUUCAAGAAAGCUUUGAGGAAUCCUGGACCCCUAACUAUAAGCAAUGUUCAUGGAGUGCCUUGAACUACGGCAUAGACCUUGGAAAAAUUGCAGAAUGUACAUUCACCAAGAUGCGUACCAACAGUGCUUUAAGAGUUCUUUUCAGUGGAUCACUUCGACUUAAAUGUAGAAAUGCCUGUUGUCAACGCUGGUAUUUUACUUUUAAUGGGGCUGAGUGCUCUGGACCACUUCCUAUUGAAGCUAUAAUUUAUUUAGAUCAAGGAAGUCCGGAGUUAAAUUCUACUAUUAAUAUACAUCGCACAUCUUCAGUCUAUGCAAAUGUUGCUCCAAAGUUAUGUUGA
Molecule: messenger RNA, 1233 nt
Organism: Thamnophis sirtalis
Lineage: Eukaryota; Metazoa; Chordata; Lepidosauria; Squamata; Natricidae
Source: RefSeq, a predicted model, not a curated record